UUAAUUAUGCAGCGCUAAACAUCUAUGAAACCAAUUUGUAAUCAGGAGGCGUGACAGCAUACACUUGUGUAAUAACAUUGAACCACCAGAAACCACUAGAGCACUAUUCAUCCCUUGUAUGUGGUCUAACAAAUGAUGAUGUAUGUGGGGCAUUAUAAAAGAUCAACAAAACACCACAGACAGUACCACUGCCUAUCAAUACAAUGUUCCUCUGUUCAUUCGCAACAUACGUCACACGAUAACAAUCACAAAGCACAUUUGAUUUCAGUUACACAACAGCACUUUGCGCGUCAGCAACUAACGUCAUUUGUAAUAUUUGUUUCCGUGAGACACCUUGAUUUAUAUAAUGUUAAGAUAUGGUGCAUUUUACAGUAAACAAACGCACAAACAGCAUUAUAUGUGUGUGUGACGAACUGUUUUGACAAUCACAACAAUGACACGAGGGUGUGUUUACAUUUAAGCGGAUAUGACGUCACUGGUUUUAAACAUCUGCGACCGCGCGCAGGGUUAAUGAAUUAGCUAAACAUUUGAAGAUUUGUUGUCAUCUUGUUUAGGACAUAUAUUUUAGCCCUCGAUUUGUCUUUGUGUUCUUUUGGGCUUGCGAUUUUAUCUGAAAGAUGGACAUCCAGAAAAUCAUCCAAGAUGCACUUUACGAGUUCAUUCGGUCCUUUAUACCUCAAGCAGACCUCAGCUCUCUAGAUGAUGUGAUUUUGUCAUACAUCACUGGGGUGCUAGAAGAUUUGGGAUCCCAAGAUAGCGUGGAGGAAAACUUUGAUGUGGAGGUGUUUGUUGAAAUGCUGGAAGCCUACAUUCCUGGUUUUUCUCAUAUUGACAGUGUUAAAGUUUGCGAGAUGAUGUUUAAUCUGGCAUCCAAGUUGGCUUCCGCACGGGACGCAGAAUCUGAGGAGGUUAAAAAAGAAGAGAAUACAUUUCCUUUGUCAGAAAGAUCUGCCAUUACCGGAACACUCAAGAGAAAGUCCCACAGCCUCCCAUCACAAGCGGAGGAAGCGACAGCUACAGAGGUGACUAAAUCUGUUUGGCAUAACCAGGAGCAGCAUCUUCUUGAGAUGUUUCCCAAAUGUAGUGUGACUGAGGCCAGAAGUGCGUUGUCCAUUGCUAAAGGAGAUAUGGAAGAAGCUGUUCGCCUUAUUAUUGAGGGAGAUAUCCAGCUUAAGUGUCCUCCCUCUCUCGACGGAAACCAAGGGAAGGCUGUAUCUGCUGAAGUUGAUCAGAAACUUAAAGCAAGCAUUUUAGAAAAGUACAUGCUGGUUGACAAUGAAGAAGAUAAAAAAGUACACAGACCAGUCACUCCAAAGGAUGCCCCUAAGAAACUGGUGCGCUACCAUGGAAGUCAAGUGGUCACCACAAAGGGGGAACGCUACCAUCUAGUCAAGAAAGACGAAACUGAAGAUAUGAAGAAGACCUACGUCAGUCUCAAACCAGCACGCAAAUAUCGUUUUCAUUGAUGAUGAGCAUCUUGUUGAUGGACCAUUCAUAUUAUCUUUUAUUCAAUCCUUUUGUCUUUACCUAUGACUGGAAACAAAUGGUUUGUUUUUUAUUUAAUAUUACUUUGUUCAAAAUGAGUGUUCAUUUAUUUAAGUGGUGAUCGAGUUUUUGUUUCCUUGAGAGUUUGAUGGAUUGGAAUAGGUUCUGCUGUGUAUUGUGUAUAACUCCUGCAGGUUGUAUGUAACUGUAUUUUUUUACUAAAACAUUGCAAUAUACUUAGUGACAGUUUGACCAAAAAGUUAAAUUCACAUCAUUUAUUUACCUCCAUGUUGUUCAAAACCUGUUUAUGACUCUCUUCAGUCAAACACAGAAGACGAGAUUUGCAGAAAUGUUUCGGUUGUUUUGUGUCAAUACAUUAGAAGUCAAUGAGGGCUAAUGUUUUUGGUUCUUCAAAAUAUCUUCUUUUGUGUUGUGCAUUAGAAAGUCUGCACAUACUGGUUUGGAAUGACAUGGAGGUGAGUAAGAGAUGAAGGAUUUUUAAUUUUGGGUUAACUAUCCCAUUAAGAACACUGGAGUAUUUAUAUUUGACAGUUUUUUUUAAAUCAAACCUUGUUUGAAAAAGUAUCAUUACAGUCAGUGAAACAUGAAGCUAAGUGGUUGUUUUGUUCUAAAAUCAACCAAUUUAGCACAUUUUCAGUGGCAGGAAAACAUAUUAACAUCAGUGUUAUAUUUUGCAUCCUAUCUUUAUUUUCAUAUGCAGAAAUAAAACAUUAUAUAUAUGUUCCUGCCCGAGAUUAUUGACUAGCAGGGUCUGUGUGACUGGGGGUUUCUCUUAAAGUAAAAAAACAACAUUUGACAAAUGUGCAUAGAUCAAAAAGCAUAUAUCAUUUAGUUUUUAUGUUCUGUAUACUCUGCUGUCUAUGCAGUUUUAGAAAUGGAUGUGGUUUGUGUUCAAGAACAGCUGUAGAGUCAUAUCAAUAUUACAUUGGUAUUUUAUGCAGAUAGUUUGUGCUUGGAGUACUCUUGUUUACUUGUUGACCAUGUGAUGUAUUGCAUAGAGACUCAGUUUCAGCUGUCAACAUUACCAGUCACUUCCAGUACCACCAUGACCCUGAAACUAAUGUGCAGUGAUUAAAUUCAAAUAUAUUCACAUUAUUUUUGAAGGACUGAUUCGUGUUUCUAAAAGUAACCAGUAAAGUUUUAAUGUUUUAAGAAUACUGUGUCUCCUCAGUUUUGUCUCUUCUGACAUUAAUAGUUGUCAAAAUAGUUUUUUGUGGAUAAUUCAUUUUAAAGUUAAAGGGAAAGUCCACCAAAAAAUGGAUUCUGUCAUCCUUUACUCACCCUCAAGUUGAUUCCUAAUCUGUUUAAAUAUCUUUGUUCUGAUAAACACAGAGAAAGCAACUGAAACUUCUGGGACAUAUCUU
This is a messenger RNA of Triplophysa dalaica, 2870 nucleotides long. RefSeq names its product CUE domain containing 2 (gene cuedc2). The record is from RefSeq and is a predicted model, not a curated record. NCBI's taxonomy places the organism in Eukaryota, Metazoa, Chordata, Actinopteri, Cypriniformes, Nemacheilidae.